CCAUAGCGACAGAAGUUGUAAGCAGUUGGGAAUCUUUGUGUAAAAAAACUACGUUUCUUCAUUUUCUACCACUCAAAAGUCCAUCAAUAUUACUGUGGUUGAUCCAAAAAGGUAUUCCAGCGCAACAUCUGACCAUCCUGAGUGAUCAUCGACGGAAAUCCAGCAUCAUUGACCUGUUCACGAGCUGAAAAAGGUCAUCUGACGUAGGCAAGACAAGAAGCGCGCAGGAAAGAUGGCAACAACACCUCGAGGUGGCGGAGCGACGGCACAGCGCCCCAAUGGAGCCACUCAGGGCAGAAUAUGCCAAUUCAAGCUGGUGCUGCUCGGCGAAUCGGCGGUGGGCAAGUCGUCGCUGGUGCUGCGCUUUGUCAAGGGACAAUUCCAUGAGUACCAGGAGAGCACGAUUGGGGCGGCAUUUCUCACACAGACCGUCUGCAUUGAUGAGACCACUGUGAAGUUUGAAAUUUGGGACACUGCUGGCCAGGAGAGAUAUCACAGUUUAGCGCCCAUGUAUUAUCGCGGUGCCCAAGCGGCAAUUGUAGUUUAUGACAUUCAGAAUCAGGACAGUUUUCAGCGGGCGAAGACUUGGGUUAAGGAACUUCAGCGACAGGCGUCACCAAAUAUCGUAAUAGCUUUGGCUGGAAACAAGGCUGAUCUAUCCAACAGUCGAGUUGUUGAGUACGAGGAGGCGAAACAGUAUGCUGACGAGAAUGGAUUGCUCUUCAUGGAGACGUCCGCCAAGACGGCGAUGAAUGUGAAUGAUAUAUUUCUGGCCAUUGCCAAGAAACUCCCCAAAAAUGAAGGAGCUGGACCGCAAGCUGGUGGACAAGGUCGGAGAUUAGAACAGAAUGAACAAAGCAGACAGUCGUCUAACUGCUGCAAGUGAUGUCAUUUUGCAGAUAUUAUGGAGGACAGAAUUUUGGGUAUUUUAAAAACUACACACGAACAACAGCAGCAGCUAAUGAAUCUACAACUACUUCAGAAUAUAUUUCUUAUAGUGUGUUUUGGAUGGGACCGAAAGACAAAGCUUGUGGCGGUUCAAUAAGGCGGGAGAGAGAUCAAAUUGAUAUAUAAUUUUUCUAAUUCAGUGGUGAAAAGAGGGGAAAGUGUGUAUAAUUAUGUUGUGUAGAUUUCUUGGACAUCCAACACACAGUGAAAUUCAUGUACAGAUUUUGGCUUUUGCAUAGGGAUUUAAUAGGAAUGUUUCUAUGCGUAGAAAAUCUCUUUUAUUUACUCACAAUAUUCUUAGCAUGUUCUUUUGAAAUGGCCACAGAUGAAAAAGAAAAAGUUGUAUAAAGAGGAUGUCAAGAUUAAGGGUUUUCUCGGUUUAUUUCUUCUCACUGUGUCGAUGUUUGAAAAGGAGUUGAAAGAUAAACUGUGUCUGUUUUUAAUGUACUCAAAAGAGAGUGUGAGAGAGAGAGAGAGAGUAAUAAUAUGAUUUUGUACAAUAACACCUUCAAAUGAUUCAUGGAAUUUUUUAUUGUCUAUCAGAGAAGCAAGAGUUUGAAAUAGCAUUGAUGAGAAAUUAGAUUGAUAGAAUUGAUAUAAAAAAAAGAACAUUAUAAGACACAUUCCAAACAUUAUGCUGUUGCUGUUUGCAGUUGAAAUUUUACUGAAAGUAAUGGUGAAGAAAAAUAGCAAAGAAGAAUCAUACAACAGAAAACCUAAUAAGAAGAUGCAAAAAAUGUUAAUGUGAAAAUGAUUGAAAAAUUAUCUAUACUAUAGAUUAUUUUCCGGGACGUUUCACAAACACACACACACACACCCACACACGCAGAGAAAAUAGACACACAUACAGUAAAUUGUGAACUCAUACUACACAUUAUUAUUACCUUGUUUUUUUGCCUCUUAUUGUUUCUUUCAAUUACGAAGCAAAGUGUGUCGCAAUUCAUUUACGACGUCUCUUCAUAGGUGAGAAAUAAAUCCAUUUGCAAUUGUGUAUUGAGUGGUUUUCUUUGGCAAAAAGGAAACUAUCUAGAUGGAGUGUCGAGGGUCGAGGGCAAUGUAAGCAUGGAAUUAUUGAAUUGAAUGCAAGGAAAACGCCAGAGUGAUAAUGAAUGAUUUAAAAAAAGUAAAACUAAGACAAAAAUGCAAUUGCAUGUAAUUAAUUCUUACUAGGGGAAAAUGAGCGGAGAUUCUUGAAUUCUUGGGAUAAAAAUUAUACAGAUUAUUAGUUGAAGAUUAGCGGAAAAGUGACAGUCAUCGAGAUAAAUUGGAUAAUGGAAUUAUAAAAAUGAGAGAAAAAAAAGUAUUCGAUCAAUAAAUGUGAAGACAAGACAAAAAAAAGGAGAAAACAAAAGUUGAAAAAAAAUCUUUGUAAUAAGCGAGAAAAUUUAAUUAGAAAAUAAAAUUUUAUAUAUAAAAAAAAGAAGAAUUAUGAGAAAAGAUGAAAAAUAUUCCUACUUUUAAAAGAAUAUUGCAAAAUGAGAAAUGCAUUAAAUGUAAUAAUUAAAAAGAUUAUAAUCCAGAGAGAAGGGAGAAAUUUGGUGUUUAUUCUUUGUUUUUUCUUUUUCUUUUGUAUAAAUUUAUUCCUAGAUUCAGAGAUUAAUUGUCUCUGAAGAAAACACUUGUUACAAAUUAUCAUUUUAUUUAGUCUUUUUCCUUUUUGUCAAAUAUAUAUAUUGAAGACGAAAAAAAAUCAAAUAAAUUUGUCAGCUUCAUCAAAUUUCAUGCACUUUGAUUUUACAAAUGCAUUUUUAUACCCAACUUUCCUCCAAAAAAUAUUACAUGUAUAAUCCUUAAAUGGUGAAAAAUGCAAUUUUUGUCACAUCAAUCACUUUUUCACACAAUUUUUGGGUCGCGCGAAAAGGAAAUUUUGAGGCAAAAUUGUUAAUUAUUCGAGCAGAAACUGAUGAAAAGAGCUAAAAAUUAUUGGGCUUAUUGUUGUCUAACACGAGUGAAAAAAAGAGAAGAAUUGGGAGUCAAAACAAUAAAAAAAAAUUCAUACCCGAAAAACAAUCAUGAUAUCAAGCAGUGUAUAAAAUUAAGUUUUUUCAGCGAAAGAGGAAGAAAUCUGUAAAUUUUCACAAUAUAUUAUUUUACCUUUUACUUUAGUGAAGAAAACGAGAGAAAAUGAAAAAAAUCUAUCAGUGAAUACUUUUUAAUUUGAUUAAAAAAGAAAACGAUGAAACAUUGAGAGAAAGUGAAUAGUUAAUAAUUGGGGCGGAUUACUAAUGAAUAGAAUUGGAAUAAAAUUAUUCACUAUUUACACGCAAGAUGAAAAAAAAAAAAAUGAAACCAACCCAUUUAAAGUACUAUUAUUAUAAUUAUUACAUGAAAAAAAAAGUGCAGAGGAACUAUUAUGUAAUUAAUAUGAUUUUAGAUAAAGAAUAAAAGAAAAUAAUUGUAA
Phlebotomus argentipes is the source of this 3349-nucleotide messenger RNA. It is a transcript of the gene Rab5, whose product is annotated as ras-related protein Rab-5B. The coding region runs from base 233 to 886 and encodes 217 amino acids. Lineage: Eukaryota; Metazoa; Arthropoda; Insecta; Diptera; Psychodidae. Gene Ontology annotation, molecular function: GTPase activity; GTP binding. The record is from RefSeq and is a predicted model, not a curated record. The transcript has 6 exons.